AUGGCGCUCGAAGACCCCAACCUUAUCGUCGCCAUCGCGGCCUUCGUGGCCGCCAUCGCGGCACUCAUCUUCGCGGUUGUCCAAACGGUCGCCGCCCUUUCUCAAUACGUCCAGGUCAGCAGCCGGUGCAGCCCGCGCGUGACUGGCGUGUUCAACCUCACGGCCGGCUUCUGGUUCCACGUCUCAUCGUUAUCGUGGAACCCGCAAUAUCGCAUGCCGGUGUUGACCCUGCCCGGGUUACGUGGGGGGCAUUCGUCAUCAUCAUUAUCAGCAGCAUCCGCGUCGGAUGGGGCGAUGGAGAUGCCGAUGAUGGAGGAGGGACAGGAAGGGAAAUGGGCGAACUUUGCGCCAGGGAAGAAUUUCGACAAGGACGUGAACGGGUAUAAGGAUUACGGGAAGGUGCGGGUGGCUAGAGCGACGGACAAGCAGUUGCUGAAGGCGCGGAGGAGGGUAUCGUGGAUUCCGACGAUCGUUCUGGGCGUGGGUGCCGCGAUCUGGACGCCGAUAGGAUUGGUGCUUUCCGCGAUCGCGAUGUGCUUUUGUUUCCCUCCGGCGUUUUGUUGCGGGUGUGUUUGUUCGGGAGGGUGCGGGGGCGAGGCGGAGGACGCUGGAGACAUCGCGGCCGAGAUUGCUGGGGGCCUGAUGACACCCUUGACGUUUGCCUGGAAGCACGCGAUCCGGUACAAGGCCGUCGGCGCGCCCCAGACCAUCUCUAAUGCGCCGGGGCUCGAGUCUGCCGCGUGGUGCCAGUUUUUGAUCAACUAUCAGGAUGCGUGGUGGGGACACGCCAACGUCCGGUGGGAGUGGCGGCUGGCGACGAUGAUACCCGUGGAUGUGUACGGCGCUACGAUCGAGACCUCCAUGGCCGACUUACGGCUGCUGGCGGCCUUGGGUGGGAUGCAGGCCUCGACGGAACCGGGAGUUUUGGCCCGCGCGCGCUGUGGCGAGAUGCUCACGACGUCGCAGCACCUGAUUUUGGGGCGCAUCGCGUACUACCGCUCGGGGAGGGAGAACAUCCGGCCGAGCAUUACAAUGGAUGUGCCCGAUAAAACGUCUCGCUACCUCCAGUGCAUCAUGGCGGUGCAAAAUCACCUCCACAAGCGCUCUGCUCGGCUAGCCCCGAUCGACGGGGCCACCCUUCCGUCCGUCGUCAGUUCCCGCAAGGCCAUCGCCAAUCUUCUCUCCCGCCCUCGGACGGAAUUCGAUGCGCAGAUCGACGUCUCCCUCGGUCACUACGCAAACAUCUUGUCCACUCCCACCUUUCAAAGCCUCGCGUAUGCCCUACACUCUUCUGCGCCCCAAAUUUCAACUAAUUCCAAACAACGCCCCUCUGGUCCGGCCUGGACUUCUGAAGAAGUAAGCCUGUUCCUCGGUCCGCUCGGUGCCGGCAUCUGCGGCUGCUCCUGUCUGGCCUGCUUUCGCGAAUGGCAGAGCCGAGAGGAGCAGAAGGAUCGGACGGUAAAGAUGCGUUUGCUUAUUGGCGACCUGUCCCCCGGCGGAAGGUCGGUUCGGCUGGACCUACCGGAUUUUUGGCCGGCGCUGGGGCUACAAGCGGAAUGGGAAGUCGAUGUCACCACACCUGCUGCAACUGGUGAUAGGCCGGCCACGCCACAGAAAAAGAUGGUUAAAAUCGUUGGCCCUUUUGCGAAUGCCGUAUACGGUGGGGACGGGAAGUCGGGGCAUUACCAAGGUUCCCUAUCCGAUGCGGUGGUCAUCGAGACGCUUCGCGUGUGCCACGGGGGGUGUAAUGACCUGGCUAGGUGUGUGUGUGGCCGGAUCGCGCGAGUGGUGAGCCCAACACCGAACGAGCAACCGUCGAGAGAGGCGGUGUUUGCGGUCGCGGCUAUCAACACCAAGUGGCUGGGGAAGUGUAGCGCGAAGCUGAUGGGGGAAGCGGCGGAGUCGUUGGCCGAGUGGGUGACGCAGGCGGAUCAGGACGGCAAGUGGGUGACAGGGAUGGUGGAGAAAUCCAUUUCGGCGGCGUGGAAGGGAGAAGAAACUGCGAACAUUUUCUCCUUCGCUGAUGAGGGGAACGUCGAUCUGGUGAGAAUUGUCAUGGCGGCCACCGAGGUGUAUCUACUGGCUGUGCGGAAAACGAUCGGGACAAACAGUAUCUGGGAGGGGCCAGCAACAGCGGCUUUUGAUGAUUUCGGACCGGUGGUGCUAGGGGCUUGA
This is a messenger RNA of Dichotomopilus funicola, 2175 nucleotides long. RefSeq lists its product as uncharacterized. The record is from RefSeq and is a predicted model, not a curated record. Bases 1 to 2175 code for a protein of 724 amino acids. The transcript is spliced from 3 exons. NCBI's taxonomy places the organism in Eukaryota, Fungi, Ascomycota, Sordariomycetes, Sordariales, Chaetomiaceae.